UUUCUUCAUGCUCUCUCUCUCUACGCUGACAGUGGCGCCCUCUAGUGUUGCCUCCAAAUGACUGCAUCUGUCUUGUCACCUGAUCGAAUCCAGGAAGCAAAGCGUAACAAGCCCUGCAAUCUGACACCCCUGUAGUUAUCGACAGAGAAAGACGAACUAGAUCGAUAUCUUAGUUCAUUAAGUCACACAGCGACACCAUGGUUCAAUGUUUCCUGAUCCAUACCGUUAACCCGGUAAGCACUCUGGCCCCCGGGGAGAGCCGCGUGCUCUACUCCCGUGUGUUUGGACCGGAGGAGGGCGCGCUGACCGGGGCGGACAGUGAACUGGGACAGGAAAAGAGGCGGCUUCUGCAAAAUGAAAAGGUAGCGGUGGUGGCGAGGCAGGUGCGUAGUGCAGUGACCCUGUCCCGUGAGGCGUCAGGCCGGGUGUUGGUAGAGACCGUACUGGGAGAGGAGCUGGUGGCUCUCCAAGAGGCUGACAGCGGGGUUCAGCGGCUGGGGAGGGGAGAGCCUUGGGCUGGGGAGAGGAGUGCCCUGUGGCUGGGGGUCCAGAGCCUAGCCUUCACCCUGGUCACUGAGCCCCAUGAGAACCUGCUUCUGGCUGAGGGGACCCUGAAGAGCAUCACCAGACAUUGUCUGGAACAUCUACGCAUGCUGGGGUCGGGGAGUGAGGUCCUGUUGAAGAGUGACCGUAUCGAUGUCCUGCUCCACCGUCUAUUACCACACGGUCAGCUGCUGUUCCUCAACCAUCGCUUCACUCAGAGUCUGGAGAAGGAGCUGGCUAAUUACAUGGCCCAAUGAGAGAGAAGGAGAGGAUGGCGUAUUAUGCCAAAAAAAGAAGGUCUGAAAACGGAGAGAUGCCAUCCAAACUUACAAAACAAAACAAAUAGCUUGUUCAACUUAAUGUUGAAAACAUUUUUAUUACGCCGCUCUCUAAUGAACACUACCCUUGGAGAAUAGGAGUGAACUACACGGACCUUGCUCUUCUCUCCCUUGGGAUAGCACGGGCAAACAGGAAGUGGGUUGAUACCACGGGCUAACAGGAAGUGAGUUGACCUGAGGGGUCCAGAACAGAAAGACACAACUAUCCAUCACACAGAGACUGUUAUUGUCACAAAGCUGCAUUCAAUAAUGGCCUGAAGAGUGUCUGAACUGUCUCUUUGUCUGUGACCUUACCCAUCCAGGAGAUGGAAAAUGAACCUUUGUGGCAGAGGUAUAUAUUUGUCACGUGCUGAAUACAACACGCCUUACUGGGCAAUGCUUACUUACAAGCCCUUAACUAUUUUUAAGAAAAAUAAGAGUUAAGACAAUAUUUACUAAAGUAAGGGGGAGUGGGA
This is a messenger RNA of Oncorhynchus tshawytscha (Chinook salmon), 1336 nucleotides long. It is a transcript of the gene ap5s1, whose product is annotated as adaptor related protein complex 5 subunit sigma 1. The transcript has 3 exons. The coding region runs from base 198 to 800 and encodes 200 amino acids. Lineage: Eukaryota; Metazoa; Chordata; Actinopteri; Salmoniformes; Salmonidae. Gene Ontology annotation, cellular component: late endosome; cytosol; AP-type membrane coat adaptor complex. Gene Ontology annotation, biological process: endosomal transport; double-strand break repair via homologous recombination. The record is from RefSeq and is a predicted model, not a curated record.